Molecule: messenger RNA, 1596 nt
Organism: Ilyonectria robusta
Lineage: Eukaryota; Fungi; Ascomycota; Sordariomycetes; Hypocreales; Nectriaceae
Product: putative flavin-containing polyamine oxidase
Exons: 2
Coding region: 1-1596 (531 amino acids)
Molecular function (GO): oxidoreductase activity
Source: RefSeq, a predicted model, not a curated record
AUGAAGCUCUCAUCAAAACCUCUCGUCGUUGGGGCCUGUAGCGUCCUGCUUACCACGUCGGAUGCGGCAGCCCUCCCACGCAGCGCAAGUGGAAAAACAUGCCGCAAGACCAAAGUGGCCGUCCUUGGAGCCGGUGUGGCUGGCAUUACUGCAGCCCAAGCCCUUUCAAAUUCAUCCAUCUCCGACUUCAUCAUUGUGGAGCGCAAUGACUACGUUGGGGGCCGUGUAAAACACACCUCAUUCGGCUCAAAACCCGACGGCUCGCCCUAUCUGGUCGAGCUCGGUGCCAACUGGAUCCAGGGUCUCGGGUCGCCCGGCGGUCCCGAAAACCCCAUCUGGACGCUGGGGAAGAAGUAUGGCAUUAAGAACACAUAUUCUAACUACGAUUCGAUCUCAACAUUUGACGAAAACGGCUACAACGACUAUACCGAUAUCUUGGACGACUUUUCUACAAAGUACGAUGUCGCAGCCGAGAUUGCCGGGAAUGCUCUUCUAGAAAACCUCCAAGAUACCAGUAUGCGCGCUGGUCUCUCCGCAGCAGACUGGAAGCCCAAGAAGAACAUGCUGGCCCAAGCAGUGGAGUGGUGGAAUUGGGACUGGGAGACGUCAUACCCUCCUCAGCAGUCUGGAUUCCAGUUCGGAAUUACUGGCUACAACCUCACUUUCUACCAGUUCAGUGACGAAAACAAUUUUGUCACCGAUCAGCGUGGUUUCAACCGUUUCGUGAUCGGGGAGGCCAAUCAAUACCUCAAGAAGAAUGACCGCCGUCUUCUGUUGAACACAACAGUGAAGUCGAUCGCAUAUACGGACGAGGGUGUGACGGUUCACAUGGAUGAUGACGAGUGCAUCAAGGCUGAGUAUGCCAUUUGCACUUUUUCAGUCGGUGUGCUUCAAAAUGAGGCCGUUAAGUUUAGUCCUGCUCUGCCUGGCUGGAAAACCGAUGCUAUCGAGCAGUUCCAGAUGGGCACCUACACCAAAAUCUUCAUGCAGUUCAAUGAAACCUUCUGGGGAACUGACAAGCAGUACUUCCUGUACGCCGACCCAACUACUCGCGGCUAUUACCCCGUGUGGCAAUCGCUGGAUACCAAGGGUUUCAUUGAGGGUUCGCACAUCAUCUUCGCUACUGUGGUUGACUCAGAAGCCCAUCGCAUUGAGCAACAGUCGGACGAAGAGACCAAGGCCGAAAUGAUGAAAGUCCUCAAGUCCAUGUUCCCCGACAAGGAUAUCCCUGAGCCGACUGCAUUUAUGUAUCCCAGAUGGAGUGAAGAAGAGAUGUCCUUCGGCUCAUACUCUAACUGGCCUGUUGGUAUGACGCUCGAGAAGCACCAAAAUCUCCGGGCCAAUGUCGACCGGCUGUGGUUUGCCGGCGAGGCAAACUCGGCCCAAUAUUACGGCUUCUUGCACGGUGCCUGGUUUGAGGGACGGGAAGUUGGCCUCCGUAUCGCCGGCCUCCUUGGAGCCAACUUGCGUGGCAACGUCCCCACGGGAGAGAUGAGGAGAUACGAGGUCUUGCACGGAACUUCGGAGUAUGGUGAAUAUGAUUCUGUUAAUGGGUGGGCUGCGAGUAGCUUUUUAACCUGGGGUGUUGAAGGGUAA